Messenger RNA from Pangasianodon hypophthalmus (striped catfish), 2300 nucleotides. RefSeq lists its product as uncharacterized. Bases 300 to 929 code for a protein of 209 amino acids. NCBI's taxonomy places the organism in Eukaryota, Metazoa, Chordata, Actinopteri, Siluriformes, Pangasiidae. The transcript is spliced from 6 exons. The record is from RefSeq and is a predicted model, not a curated record.
AGUGAAAGUAAAACUCAGCAGCUCCAUUUUGUGUCGAGGGGAAAAUAAACCAUUUCAGGAGUAAAAACACAGUGAGUAUCUAAAUGUAAAGCUAUAAUAUAUAAACACACUGAAGUGACACUAGAUGCAGAAGAGUUUUGUGGGUUUGUACUGAAGGUUUAAUGUACACAGGUUGUUUUAGGACUUGAUACCGUGACUAUUUCCUGUAAGUGAACUCUGUGCUGAUACAGGGUUUGAUUUAACACACCGAUGUUGGAGUGAAGUAAACGUGUGUCCUGCUGUAAUCUGGAGAAGGAGACAUGACCUCCAACAUGAGUGUGUCUGGAAAACAGGACUUAAAGAAAGACGAGAGAGUGAUGGAGGGAAAGAGAUCAGACUCACCAGAACCCAGCUGUGUGUCCAUGAAGAGUGACCGGUCAAUGGAUCCUCCAAAUAUCUUCAGAGACAGAGACAGUUCUACUGAUGUGAGACCACAAAAGAAGAAAUCAAACAGCAGCAGAAAUCAGUUGGAGUCCAUAUUCAAGGAGCUGGAACACAAAGUCAUCACUCUGAUAAAGAAUGAGCUGAAGAGGUUUAGGAAGCUCCUGAGUCCAGAUUACCCAGCAUGCACUGAGAGGGAGAUGGAGGAUGAGGAGGAUCUGCACAGUGUCAGAGAGGGAGCGCUGAAGAUCACACUGCACGUCCUGAAGAACAUGAACCACACAGAUCUCGCUAAUACACUGCACACCAAGUCUGUGGCCUCUGUGUAUCACUCAAAGUUGAAAUCCAACCUGAGAAAGAAGUGUAAAAGAAUUAAUGAAGGAAUCUCACAGCAUGGAAGCUCAGCACUUCUGAAUGAGAUCUACACAGAGGCUUGUGUGAUAUUUGGACAGAAGGAUCCUUUAAUUGAAGCCCUAUGUCGAUGGCCCCAAGUCCAGCAGAAGCUGUAGGUUUGUAUAAAAGCUCCCGGUUCGUUACUUCCCUGUUAUUGCCCCAGAUAAAGCCAACGCAAAGCUUGUUUCAUUUCAUUCCGCAUUUAUUGUCGGGAGGGAAAAUGGCAGCUAAAAACAUCAGUUUACAUCAUAUGAAGGUCUUGCUUAUUUGAAUCCUAGUUUUCUAAUUCAGCAGCUUUCCAAUGAUGGAUUUCAGUCUUAAUCUCCGCGACCACUCAUUUUGCUGCUCAGAUCUGGUUUAAGAACAACUCCGAAAUAACAAGCGCUACUCUCUCCGUGAUAGAGCAACACAGCCGCUCUGUGAUUGGCUGAGACCGUUGUGGCAGAAGAACCAAUCACAAACACGCCCUCAAACUCCAGCGUCCGCCCACCGUUCUAUUCUACUCUACACCCCUCCCACCCCCGUUUGUGACGCUGCCUCUGUGUGUGUGUGUGUGUGUGUGUGUGUGUGUGUGUGUGAGAGAGAGAGAGAGAGAGAGAGAGAGAAAUCGCAUGAAAACAGACAGAAGGGAAAAUAGACAUACAAACGCACAAACAAAACUAUAAACAGCGAUAUAGAGAAAUAUAAAUUCUUACUAGUUUGCCCAUAUGUUCAUGUUAUUCCUACAGCCUCUGUCACCGUUUUGGGAUCAGGAAUGAGGUUUUAGAAAGACGAUCAGGAAUCAAAUCCACUAAAAUCAUCAUCAGCCAUCAGAGCAUCAUGUUAUAUAAGGCCUCUGGGUGGAGUUGAAGGAGAGCCGUGUCAGUGCUCUUGCUGUAUUUGUGCUGUGUGUAGUAUUUGAAACGGAGCCGCUUUGAAACGUGCACUUCCUAAACCUGGCCACACGAUGGCAGUCAAGAUCCAUCUACAACAACACACAGCGCUGUUUGAGGCCUCGUGUGGCCAAACCCAGGAACUGCAAUUUCCCACAAUCACUAUUCUGUUAUGAAGUAUUUUAUGGCAGUGUUUAUAAGUCUACACUUGUAGUAGUUAGCCAAGAGAGGGGGAAGAAAUAUUAGAGAAAUAUUAGUGAAUGCUCCCGCCUCCUCUCCUCCCUUUUUCCCUUUAUGAUAAUUAUUUAAUGUAAUAAUGGAUAUAUUGCCUUUAUCUCUGUAAAUCUAUAAUUUCUAAAACAGCUCCAUUUAACUCCACACUGUACUGCUAACCUGCCUACACUUAUUAACCACAUCACAUCACAAAUGUUUUCAGAAAUAUCUUUCGUGUUUAUGUUUGUAAUUCACUGCUCACUGUCAGUUAUUGUAAGAUGUUUAUGUUUAAAAUAACCCCUAUGUUCAUGUUCGUAUUUUCUUAUAAAUACUUUUAUAUUUGUUUUUUUGAAAAUAUCCCACAUUUCAGUGCUUGAUCUCAUUAAAACCUUUAAGUGUUUA